Molecule: messenger RNA, 4126 nt
Organism: Anguilla rostrata (American eel)
Lineage: Eukaryota; Metazoa; Chordata; Actinopteri; Anguilliformes; Anguillidae
Product: tyrosine-protein kinase receptor Tie-1
Exons: 15
Coding region: 240-2903 (887 amino acids)
Biological process (GO): protein phosphorylation; positive regulation of kinase activity; cell surface receptor protein tyrosine kinase signaling pathway
Cellular component (GO): signaling receptor complex; plasma membrane
Molecular function (GO): protein binding; ATP binding; ephrin receptor activity
Source: RefSeq, a predicted model, not a curated record
GGCUACAGGCACACCAACAUUCCUCAGUGGCACGGAUUGUUGGCCUUCGUAAACACCAAGUAUUGGAAACUACGAAAAUGGACGAAUGAAAGGCAUACAGUGAAGUGUCGUGAUCUAACUUGAGGGAUCUUUUAUUUUGUAUGAUUCCAUACUAAAAAUAAGUAUUUUUUCGCUAUUGGUUAAUCGUUGAGUGUUGUCUUAUGUCGUCCGAGCUGGGAGUCUAAUAAACCUCAUUUUAGAUGGCGCCAGUUGUUGUGAAUAUGGGAACGGCAGCUGUGUCCACUGUCCUCCUGCGUUUCUCUCUGUGUCUAUGGAUGUGUUUGUUCGUAGCAUGCGAGCAACCUUCGCCAGAGGAAGAGGAGUUGUACAGUACUGUAAAACAUUCGGAACUGCAGUGGACGUCUUUUCCAGUAAAGGGGUGGAGUGAGGUUAGAAUGAAACUGGGAUCGGAGACUGCAAACACUGUCUACCAAGCUUGCAGUUCAAACAGUGACCUUCGAACCCUCUGGAGCGACUGGAUCCCACAGAAAGAUGGCCGCACGCUCUUCAUGGACCUGACCUUCACUCAGGAAGCUGAAGGCACUUCUCAGUUGAGCCCCUUGCUGGUGUUUUUCCGAGAAUCGGAUCGCCCAGUUAAGCGACUUUCCGGCGAUAAUGACACCCUUGUUCACGCCCUUCGUGCCCCACGUCCCUUCAGCCCAACAGCCAAAAUACCGGAAGGGAUUGAGCAAAGCCUCAACUUCAGUCGGGGUCUACCACUAGGCCAUCUCUCGCGGAAAGGCUUCCACCUGGGAUUUGCCUACUCCGGGCCCUGCGUGUUCAUCGCUUCCGUCAGGCUCUACUCCAGGCGAUGCCCAGGCUUCGUGGAAAGCCGGGCCGGUUUUGGGAGCGUGGUCGGAGGGACAGGGCCGGUGAGCGGUGCCUGCGUGGAGAAUUCGGUGGAGAUUUCACCGCCCCAGAGGGAGUGUCACGCCAACGGUUUAUGGGGUCCUCUGGAGGGCCAGUGUGACUGCGUUCCAGGGCACCAGGAGGCCAGGGAACUCUGUGUGGCUUGCAGAGCUGGAACGUACAAACCAACCAAUGGGAGUGGGGCGUGUAUCCCAUGUCCGCCCAAUAGCAAAUCAGAUGGCGAGGGGGCAGUGGAGUGUGAAUGUAUGCAGGGAUAUUCUCGUGUGUCAGGUGACCCCAUUGAAAUGGGGUGUACAAAGCCCCCCUCGUCCCCGCGGAAGGUGAGAAUCCACCGGCAGGGCGGCUCCUGGCUGGAGCUGCACUGGGACGCGCCCGUCGACCUGGGCGGGAGGGCGGAGCUGUGGUACGACGUGCGGUGCGCGGAGCGCGAGCAGGACCCCGGGGGGCGGUGGGAGCCGUGCGGGGACGCCGUGCGUUUUUCGCCGAGCCGGCGCGGGCUCAACGACACGGCGGUCAACGUCACCGGGGUGGACCCGCGCGCGGACUACCACCUGUCCGUGGUGGCGGCCAACGCCGUGUCCGCGGUGCUCAGCGGGGCGGACUCCGCCAACUCCAUCACCAUUGACAGAUGGAAAUACGAUGUCGUCCACACCAGUGUCCCUGCCACCAUCAAGGGAGGUCCUCCGUCGUUCUGGGUGGUUGUGGGCGGGGCUUGUGGGGGAGGGCUGCUGCUGGCCCUGGCCAUUUUGGGCGUUUGCUAUAAGCGCCGCCGCUACGUCAAGCUCAGCCAAGACCAAGAGCAGCCUCUUAUGCCCAUGUCAACAGUAGUGAGGUACCGUCGACCCGAGCAACGUGACAUCACUCCUGCCCCCCAGCCAAUCAGCGGCCAGCUUCCGGAAGGCCUGAGUACCCGACUACAGACCAGUCUGAAGGACAUGCUGGUGGAUCGUGGGUCUCUGACCCUGGGAAAGCCACUGGGUGCAGGAGAGUUUGGGUCAGUCUACGAAGGAGUCUUCUCCCCACAGGAAGGAGGUGACGUCAAAGUUGCAGUGAAGACGAUGAAAGUGGGAAUACACAGCCUAGAUGACUUAGAAUCUUUCCUAAAGGAGGCGGAGAUCAUGCAAGGCUUCGAUCAUGAUAAUGUGGUCAAACUACUCGGGGUCACCCUGGAGCAGGUGCAAGAGCAGGAUUCCUCUGUCCCCAUGCCAAUGCUGAUUUUGCCGUUUAUGAAGCACGGAGACCUCAGACGUUUUCUCAUCGCCACUCGCUACAACGAUGUACCCAUGUUUGUGCCCUAUCAGAGUCUGCUGCGCUUCAUGAUUGACAUCGCAGCUGGAAUGGAGUACCUCGGCUCCCACAGCUUCGUCCACAGGGAUCUGGCUGCACGCAACUGCAUGUUGGGUGAUGACCUGAGGGUGUGCGUGGCCGACUUCGGCCUCUCCAGGAAAAUCUACAGCAGCGACUACUACCGGCAGACGGCAGCCGUCCGUGUGCCAAUCAAGUGGAUGUCAGUCGAGAGCCUUUCAGAGUCCAUCUACUCCGUGAAAAGUGACGUGUGGUCUUUCGGGGUCACCAUGUGGGAGAUCGCCUCCCGAGGCAGGACGCCCUAUCCCGGGGUCCACAACCACGAGCUUCUGGACCUCCUGGAGUCUGGCCACCGGCUCAAACAGCCUGAAUGUGACCCUAAGCUCUAUGAGGUAAUGCUGAGCUGCUGGAGCAGAGACCCCGCACGGAGGCCAGGUUUUGGGGAGCUGGGUGACACACUCAGGGCCCUGCUCUCCGAGCUGCCGCCCCUGGAGGCCAGCGAAGAGGUGCAUUACAUCAACCAGGGCCUGACGGCCGCCGACCAGAGGGCCGCUGAGGGAGGGGACCCCGAGUUUGAGGAAGGGGCAACGGGCAACGUCUACCUGCCCAGCCCUGUGGCCGUCCCCCCCUCUGCGGAGGACGAAGAAGGCUACCUGCAGUACCUCAAGAGUCAGACACAUACGAACUGAUCAAUGGGGUUUACACUGAAAUCGCCGUUAUCAUAAACUGCCUUAGAUCGCAAAACAGCCUGAUGCGUCUUCCAACCAGAAUACCGAGACAGGUUAGGAGUGAUAGCUUCACCUGUCACUAUGGCACCAUUGGCCUGGACAGGUUGACUCCCUGUAAAUCCGCCAAGCUUCCAGUGAUGUGCUUUGGUAGUAAACCAACGGUCAAUGACUUCUUUUGACAACUCAUGACUUGUAAUGUUUUGAGGGCUGAAGUCUGACAGUGAAGUUAUAUAUGCAACAUAAAAUACAAAAUGUAAGAGAAAACACCACAACUUGAGUUAUGUAGGCUAAAUGCGUUUGAAUGAAGUCUUUAAAAAUGUAUCUUGUAUAGAAAUGUGUGCAAAUAGGGCAUUAUUUUUUAAAUCAACAAUCAGUGUACAUACCUCAAAGUCUAUUCUGCUGUUUUUUUUUUUUGGUUGUUUUUUGUGAUAUUAACAACUCUGCAUAGUUUAGUGGUACCCUUGGUGAUUCCACUCAGAUUUCCAAUCACCAAGACUUUUAUAAGCCUCUGACAGUUGACAGUUUGGGUUAGUGCUUCGACUGGAGGUUUGGACAGUAGCCUAUGCAACCCCUGAGGGCACGUCGUUCGAGUAAAUCACACGUUUACGCGAGGCGAAGGCUCCAGUGUCUGAUAUAGUUCUAGAUUAAUGCCAAGUCAGCUCAAGGACAUGUUUGGGGAAGAGAUGCCAGUUCCAUUUGCUGUGUCUGUGCGCGUGCGCGUGCGCGUGCGUUCGUGUAUGUGUGUCUGUUGUAAAAACGUAAAGUUUGGUAUUAAAAAAAUGAUAAUUUGUUCUUUGUAAAUGUGGAUACCCUUUAAGUGUUGGAAUGCAUAACCUUGUGCACUCGCCGUUUCCACGUUUGCUAUAGGCUAAUUUUCCUUAAUAAUGAGCUGCAGGAGGCCGACUAGAAAGUCAUUCAUAAAAAGUCGGGUGUUGUCAUCCGGAAGACGUAGUAGAGCAUGAAUUAAAAGUUUUAUUCGUUUGCAUAGCAAACGUGCAAACGUGAUGUUGUCUUUCAGGGUGUGUAAAACACCACAGAUAGACUACUUCUGAGAGCCUGCCGCAACUAAAAUACGAAGACUUUCGUAAUGAUCAUUCAUUUUUAUUGUACUCAGAUAAAAUUGUUAAAGAUUCCUUUGUACGGGAAUCAAUUAGGAAAAUUGGAAUAAAGUUUUUGUUCGUGUA